Oldenlandia corymbosa var. corymbosa is the source of this 1725-nucleotide messenger RNA. The record is from the annotation of a GenBank genome assembly. NCBI's taxonomy places the organism in Eukaryota, Viridiplantae, Streptophyta, Magnoliopsida, Gentianales, Rubiaceae.
CAAAGCCCAUUGGGCCACCCCUUUGUUGGCUCUUCUCUUCUUCACUUCUGCUUCAAAAUGAACUAAAACCCCUUCCAUUACAGUACUUCGAUUCACCAUGAACAUGAAGGGCAUGAAAUAAAGCACUCCAUCUGGUUCCUGUAGCUCCAACAAGCAAAACUACUGAUGGGUUUGCCAAGAUUUACCCGUCCCAAAGGAGGGGUGUCCGCAUGUAGUCCAAAUCUUUUCGUAGCCAAUUGUGGACCUGCAGUUGGGCUAUCUUUUGAUGUCAUUUCUUCUGUGUUCAACGAAUUUGGUGAGGUGAAAGGGGUUUAUCCGGCUGAUGAAACUGGCACCCGAGUUAUUGUUUGUUUUGAUUGCCAAAGCUCUGCAGAAUCUGCCAUGGAAGCAUUACAUGGACGCCCAUGUCCUCUUCUUGGUGGCCGUUGUUUACACAUUCGAUAUUCCGUUCAAUCUACUGACACUGUUCGAGCCAGGGACUUGGUUGAUGUAUCUUUGACAGAUUCUGAGCUGAAAGUUCCUGGUGUUUAUUUGCUGCACGACUUUGUUACAGUUAGAGAAGAAGAGGAGUUGCUUGCGGCAGUUGAUAGUAGGCCUUGGCAUAAUCUUGCCAAGCGGAGAGUUCAGCAUUAUGGAUACGAGUUUUGUUAUGCGACAAGAAAUGUCAACUUCAACAAGUGCUUGGGUGAACUUCCUUCAUUUGUGUCUCCCAUUGUAGAAAGAGUUUCAUUAUUUCAGACGCUAGGCUGUGCCGAAGAUAUGAGUCUGGAUCAACUCACAGUUAAUGAAUAUCCUAUUGGUGUGGGAUUGUCUCCACAUGUAGAUACACAUUCAGCCUUUGAUGGACUUAUUUUCAGCCUUUCACUGGCAGGGCCUUGCAUCAUGGAAUUCAGGAAGUAUGCCACAGAUGAUUCACUCUCUAAUUUCACCUCAGAUUGUGAUGAUGAGGGCCCAGAUUCCAGUGGUGGCUCAAAUUUUGUAAGAAGAGCUAUAUAUCUUCCCCCUCGAUCUAUGUUAUUGUUAUCUGGGGAAGCUCGAUAUGCAUGGCACCAUUAUAUUCCUCAUCAUAAGGUUGACAAAAUACAGGACAAGGUUGUGAGAAGGGGUACAAGGAGAGUGUCAUUCACAUUGCGUAAAGUUAGGAAGGGACCUUGUGAAUGUGAAUAUCCUGAGUACUGUGAUUCCCAAAAAUAGGUCAUUUUCAGGACUGGACGAAUUCUAAAGACCUGGGUAGAAUGCGACAGAAGUACUGGUUGCGUUAACGAACAGGAAUGAUAAGUUCUAAUUCCCCGUUGGAAGCACAAACUGUGUACUAUUUUCUUGUCGUCCAGAUUGAAGAAAAAAUGGAGAAUGGAGCUUCUUGAUACUGUGAUUAUAGUUCAUGCAACGAAAUUUUCUAUAUACUGUUCUGUUCCAGUAAAUUUUGGAUUCUUGAUGUUUUCCGAGCAAUGAACUAAAUCCUUGACCUUAGCCCAGUUGAAAUAAUUUUCCGAGCGAUGAACUAAUUCUUGACCUCUCCCACUUGACAAUGAAUUCCAGGCCUCCGAAUCCUGAUGUGUGUGUUUCUCUUUCUCUUUAUGGCUGCGAAUAUAAUUUUGGAAAUUUAUUUAGCACCCAACAACAGUCAAAUGAAGGGUAAAAAUGUUAGGCAGAUAUACAAAAUUAUGUAAAUUGCCCAUCUUUACUUCCAUUUAUCCAUCAAAUUUCCAAAAUUUAUCAUUGGUG